UCGAAUCCAAUCCAAGAGAAGUUGUGUGUCCUCCAUGCGGUGUUUCGUUGCUGCCGCAUGAAGCUUUUCAGUUGCUAAAAGCCCACACUUACUUGGGUGCAGUGAAUAACGCGCCGUUUUAUCAUGGGUCGCAAAGCAGACUUUAACGAAAAGCCAAAGAAACGACGAUCGAGAAAAUCGAAGAUCCAGCCUCCGCCGGAGAUACCAAAGGCCUUGAAAGCGGAGAAGCCGCUGUCAAGGCGGGCGCUGAAAAAGUUGAAGAAAAACCAAGCCGUGAAGAACGCCAUCACAAGCAAGGGGAUCACCUAAAAGAAAGUAGAAGGAGAAGAGGACGAUGACCAGUUGACAGGGAAGGUCCAGUCAUUUUCUGACGACAACAAGAAAUGGCUGAAGCCAAAGGCGGCGAAGAAGCAGCUCUUGGACUCUGAAGAUGACGGCUCUGACGAUCAGCAAGAGGAUUUCGCCGAGAGCUCCGACGAUGCUGCUAUGGAUGACGAGUUUGGUGGUUCGGAAAGCGGCGAUGAUGAAGAGGAAAGUGAUGACGAAGAGCUGCCCAUUGAAGCGGCAUCACGGAAACUUCAGAAGAGACAGGAAGAAGACAGAAAAUUAGCUGAGGAGGAGCUGAAAACAAACAUAGCUGAAUCUGAUGUCUUCACACUUCCUAGUGGACAAGAAAUCGAGAAGGAGAAGGCUGAGCCUCCUGAUCUGGCCAUUAUCAGUGAGAGGAUAAAAGACGUCACAUUUGUCCUCAAUGACUUUGCGAACAGAAGGGAACCGACAGGUGGGUCCCGUUCUGAGUAUCUGGAAAUUCUGAAGCGAGAUUUGUGUGAAUACUACAGCUAUAACGAUUACUUGAUGCAAAAGUUUAUGGACCUCUUCUCACCUGCUGAGCUGAUAGAGUUCUUGGAGGCCAAUGAGGUGAAUCGGCCAGUGACGAUUCGUACCAACUCAUUGAAGACGAGGCGACGUGAUUUGGCUCAGGCUCUCAUCAACCGAGGUGUCAACUUGGAUCCAAUUGGAAAGUGGUCCAAGGUUGGACUUAUAGUCUACAACUCACAGGUCCCAGUUGGUGCCACUCCCGAGUACCUGGCCGGCCACUACGUUCUGCAGGGUGCGGCCUCCAUGCUUCCGGUCAUGGCACUCGCCCCUCAGGAGAACGAACGAAUCCUGGACAUGUGUUCCGCUCCCGGAGGAAAGACGAGCCACAUAGCUGCAAUUAUGAAGAAUACGGGGGUUCUCUUUGCCAACGAAUUACACAAGGAACGUUGCAAGGCCGUUGUUGGCAACCUGCACAGGCUGGGCGUGAACAACACCGUUGUCUGCUCUUAUGACGGGCGAAAGUUCCCUGAGGUUGCCAAAGGAUUUGACAGAGUGCUACUGGAUGCACCAUGCAGUGGUACAGGUGUUGUGUCCAAGGAUCCUGCUGUUAAAACAAAUAAGGAAGAGAAAGACAUUCUCCGCUGCUCUCAACUUCAAAAGCAGCUCAUUCUUGCUGCUAUCGACUGUGCCGACUGCAGCGACAACAAGCCAGGAUACAUUGUGUACAGCACCUGCUCGGUUAUGCCCGAGGAAAACGAGUGGGUAAUUGACUACGCCCUUAAAAAGAGGAAUGUCAAGUUGGUGCCGACAGGGCUUGACUUCGGCCGGGAAGGCCUCACCAGGUAUCGUGAGCACAGGUUUCAUCCUACACUGAACAAGACCCGGCGUUUCUACCCACACUCGCACAACAUGGAGGGCUUCUUUGUGGCCAAGCUGAAGAAGUUUUCCAACACCAUACCCAUGACUACCAUCACAGAAGAAAAGGAACAAGACAAAGACGUGGAGUCCAAAAAAGCUGCUUCAAGCGUCAAGUCCUGAUUCGGAACCCGCAAAGAAGAAAGCUAGGUUGGGAAAAAAACGACCCAACUUCUGACAAACUUUCCUCCACCUCCUCUCCAGCAGUCCAAAUCAAGAAGGGCAAGAACAGGAGAAAGAACCUCAAAAUGAAGAAAAAGAAGAAGCUGCAGAAGCUACAGGCCAGCAGGGAUAAACCGCAGAAUAAAUCGGAGAAGCCUGACUAUGGCAGCAAGGAACACGAAACUGGACAAAGCAAAAAGCCCCGGAGCCAGCCCGAGAAGGUGCAGUCAAAGAAGAGCUCAUUCCAGAAGAAGGAUGGCCCUGGAAAGACAGUCCGGAAACCGAAGAGGAAAAAGUUUCCCACUGCAGAUUGAAGGGCAAAAAGGGGGAGCUGUGUAUUAAAGAUUUUAGGUCAGUGGCCUAAUUUUAAGGUCGUGACUGUGCUGAACCCUGUCGUACCCAGCACAUUCUAUAUGGUAUGUCAUGUUCUUCGUUUCACAAGCUGUUGGUGAGUAAAGAAGCAUCUGCACAUUUUUAGUGUGGAGUACAGCCUAAAAAA
This is a messenger RNA of Rhipicephalus microplus (southern cattle tick), 2395 nucleotides long. RefSeq lists its product as uncharacterized. Gene Ontology annotation, molecular function: rRNA (cytosine-C5-)-methyltransferase activity; RNA binding. Gene Ontology annotation, cellular component: nucleolus. NCBI's taxonomy places the organism in Eukaryota, Metazoa, Arthropoda, Arachnida, Ixodida, Ixodidae. Gene Ontology annotation, biological process: maturation of LSU-rRNA; rRNA base methylation. The record is from RefSeq and is a predicted model, not a curated record.